This is a messenger RNA of Eucalyptus grandis, 1862 nucleotides long. Its product is annotated as protein trichome birefringence-like 3. Gene Ontology annotation, molecular function: O-acetyltransferase activity. Lineage: Eukaryota; Viridiplantae; Streptophyta; Magnoliopsida; Myrtales; Myrtaceae. The coding region runs from base 121 to 1419 and encodes 432 amino acids. The record is from RefSeq and is a predicted model, not a curated record. The transcript is spliced from 6 exons. Gene Ontology annotation, cellular component: Golgi apparatus.
GCCUGUCUUCUUGAUCAGCUGAUUAAAGUCCUCGUCAUUCUGUUGUUUCUCUCAUCAUUCUCUGGUUUCUUCCUCGUCCUUGAUUUCAGAGCCCCCCUCCCUCUCUCUGCCCCGGGUCCGAUGGGCACCCCGACGACACUGCCUCCGCUGGCCAUAGUGAAGCACUUGCACUACAGAGCGAAGCUCCCUCUUUCUAUAACGACCGUCUUGAUCUGCACUCUCGCGUUCAUCGGUCUCAUGUACUCCGAGACGAUCGGCCCCUUCACUUCUAAGCUCAAGUCCUGCUCUAAAAAAGACUCUGCAAUUUCGAGCACCGGUGACAGGGAUGGAGUUGACAGCAGUAUCGACCCGGAAAUGGAUGACAGGUUCGAGUUUGACCCUGAGGAGUGCAGCGUCAUGAGCGGAAAGUGGGUGUUCAACAGCUCGUACGAGCCUCCCUACACGGACAUGAGCUGCCCAUAUCUUGACCGGCAAGUCGAAUGCGUCAAGAACGGCCGGCCCGAUACCGAUUAUCAGCGCUGGCGAUGGCAGCCCGAUGACUGUCUGUUGCCACUAUUCGACCCAGAGAAAGCACUGAAGAAACUUCGUGGGAAGAGAUUGAUGUUCGUAGGAGAUUCACUUCAAAGAGGGCAAUGGCAAUCCUUCGUGUGUUUGGUGGAGUCCAUCAUACCAGAAAAACAGAAGUCCAUGAGGCGAGGUCGGGCGCAUUCAGUCUUCAAGGCUAAGGAGUACAAUGCUUCAAUCGAGUUCUACUGGUCACCAUUUCUGGUGGAGUCCAAUUCCGAUCUGCAUAUCGUAGGCGAUCCAAGGAAGAGGAUUCUGAAGGUGGACUCGAUCAUGAAGCACGCGAAGCACUGGACCGGGGUUGACAUCCUCGUCUUCAACAGCUACGUUUGGUGGAUGACCGGACUCAGGAUCAAGUCUCUAUGGGGUUCAUUCGCGAACGGCGAAGAAGGGUAUGAAGAGCUGGACCUGCCGGUCGCUUACAGAAUCGCUUUGAAAACAUGGGCAAACUGGGUUGAUUCCACCAUCAAUCCGAACGAAACCCGGGUCUUGUUCACCACCAUGUCCCCAACACACAUGAGGAGCGUGGAUUGGAAUAACAAGGAUGGCAUCAAGUGCUUCAACGAAACAAAGCCGGUGAUGAAGAAGAACCACUGGGGAACCGGCUCCGACAAGCGGAUAAUGAAGGUGGUGUCCAGCGUGGUGGAGAAGAUGAAGGUUCCCGUCACUUUCAUCAACGUCACGCAGCUCUCCGAGUACAGGAUCGACGCGCACUCGUCGAUCUACACCGAGACGGGAGGCAGCUUGUUGACGGACGAGCAAAAGGCCGACCCGCUCCAUCACGCGGAUUGCAUACACUGGUGCUUGCCCGGCGUCCCGGACACUUGGAAUCAAAUAUUGUACGCGCAUUUGUAGGCAACAGCAUGGGAUCCAUGGCCCAACGGGCAUGUGCUCCUGUGACCAGAUAUUGUAUGUGCUCGACCGCCAUAGAAGGGGUUCGGAGAUUGCAGGGCGGCGCCCGGUGGCAAUGGGUGGUGGUGAGUGGAGGGAGUUGGGCUCUGUGGGUGUUGGGGGCCAUUGGGAACAAGAGAGCAGAGGAUUUGAGGGGUGCCAGGGUUUGAGUGCUUGAUUUUUUUUUUUUUUUUUUAAAGAGGGCAAUUUGGUGUCAUUGUUUUGCAAAUAUGCAUAUUUUUUGAUAAAUUGUUUUACAAACAUCUCUCUCCUCCGUGAGUAAUUAAUGAAGAGUGAUGUUAAGGUGCGAAAGUUUCCUUACUAGAUUUUGUUCAAACGACUAGACAAGUAUACACCGAAUUUUCAUUAUUUGUAAGACUUAUAUAAAGGUGAUUGGCUUGUUUAAA